This is a messenger RNA of Malus domestica (apple), 2463 nucleotides long. The record is from RefSeq and is a predicted model, not a curated record. Lineage: Eukaryota; Viridiplantae; Streptophyta; Magnoliopsida; Rosales; Rosaceae.
UUUCAGUGGUUGCUCUGACUUAGAAAAAUCACCAGACUUAUCAAAUCUCCCAAGUCUUGAAGAGUUGAUAUUGGAAUGGUGUGAGAGUUUGUCCGAGAUUCACCCCUCCAUUGGUCAUCUUAAAAAACUUUCUUUGGUGAACCUCACAGGCUGCAAGAAUCUUAUUUCUCUUCCUGGGGAUUUCUACAGGUCCAAAUCCGUUCAGACUCUUGUUCUUGAUUUUUUGUGGGCAAUUCAGUGAACUGUCCGAGGAUUUAGGGAAUAUGAUAUCAUUGAGAGUACUUAAAGCAUAUGAGACAGCCAUAAGACAAGUACCGCGUUCCACAGUAAGAUUGAAGAAUCUCACUCAUUUAUCUCUAGGAUUGACGAAUCUCACUCAUUUGCAAUUUCCCGAUUCGUUACUCAGCUUAGACUUUUUAAGAAAUUUAGAUCUCUCAUCUAAUGAUUUUCAUACCCUACCCAGCCUCAGUGGUCUUUCAAAGCUUGAAAAUUUGUGGUUAGGUUACUGCCAUAACCUUCAUACAAUCUAUGGUUUACCAACAAAUUUGAAAUUUCUGGAUGCGUCUCGUUGCUAUCGUUUGAUAACAAUGCCAAAUUUUUCGAAAAUGUCGAAUAUAAGAGAGCUAAAUGUACGUGAUUCACAUGCACUCACUGAGGUUCCAGACUUGGAUAAGUCAUUAAACUCCAUGACAUGGAUUGAUAUGACGUAUUGCGCCGAACUCACCGCUGAUUUUAUGAGGAAAGUCCUAAAGGGAUGGACUUCUUGCGGAUAUGGUGGCAUUUUUCUCAAUGGGAAUUAUGUUCCUGAUUGGUUCGAGUUUGUCAACGAUGGUAAUAAAAUCACUUUUGAUAUCCCCCCGAGUGAUGGUUGUAAUUUUGAAGGGCUGACUCUGUUAUGCUUUUAUUGCUCAAGUCCUUCUCAGUUCGGCCCUUAUAUCAGAUGUAAAGAUAGUCAUCCUCUUGCCAGGAUUGAUAUAAAUAAUACCAAGCGUACUGAGUUGCGGACCUGCAUAAGCAAGGAAGAUUGGGUUAUAAAAAUGCGCGAUUGUUACGCCAAAAAAAGAAAAAACCUCAUGCGCGAUGUUGUAUAUAAAGAAUGUUUUCUUUGGCAGGGACAAAUAUCGAACGAUAAGCUCAAUUUGCAAAGCGGGGAUACAGUUGAUAUAACUUUUGAAAUGCCAGAGCCAUACGUUACAUUAGAUAAUGUGACAAUUAAGGGAACAGGGGUUAAUCUAGUAUGGGACAAACCUAUGAAGGAAAAUGAGCACGAUUUUGAUGGUGAUGGUGGGUUUUUGAUCCAGAGGCACAACCAAGGUGGUGAUGCAUCGUCAUCAUCACAUGUUUGAGUCAGAUCACAAUCAAUAAAUUUCAACUUUUUCGAUUUUUGAGUCACUCUCAUAAGAGGGACGAGCGACCCAAAUUCUGAGCAAAUCCCCUCGCCUUCUCCGCACCUUUGGCGUCGCCGUCAUCACCCUCGGUCGCCCCCCGAGCUCUCAACGCCAUAAACCUAGAUUUGGAUGUGAAAUACAAGAGCUAUCUGGAUGAAUGGGAAUCUGACCCAAAUGUGAAGUGUGUUCUUGUUGAUAGCCGCUCGGCUCGUGCCUUUUGUGGCAGUAACGCCCAGAACUCGUAUUUGAAUAGUUUCUUAUCUUUCCUGGCAAUUUUACACUUCCAUUUUAGCAUGUAGUUGAAUAAGUUUUUCUAGAUAUGUAUGUUCAGCUCUUUUGGCAGUUAUUUUGGUUUUUGGGUCUCUUAGGUAAGGUUUUGAGAGUGACCAAUCAUGGUAAAUGCAGGUAAGGAUAUUAAAGUUGUUGUUGCCGAAAUUCAAAAGGACAAAAAAGAAAAAAAAAGAACAAGGCACUGCCUAAAGAUGAGACAUCUAACAGACGAGUUUCUGUUGUGAACCUAUUGUAGUCAUUUGGUCUUGCAGUUUUAGUUAUCAAUUCAAUUCCUCCAUUGCUAAUAUUACUGUCUCCAUUAAGCGUCUUCAUUGAAUAUUUCUACUAAAUUUUUCAGGCUGAAGAGGAUGACGAGAAUAUUAGUGGUGAAUUGUAUUCCAGUUUAAUUAGGGGGAGAACAUCCAGACAAAGGAUUUGAUUGAGCAACAGGUGCAUCAACCAUAUAUUAUUACUACAACUGUACGAGGCCUUAGCGUUACAAGAGCAAUUCUUGGAGUUGCAAUCUUACCAGCUACGAAAAGCAAAGUUAUUGAGAAAAUCUGGAGAGAAGGGCCUCCUAAAUUAUUGUGGCCACCAGAAGAUAGUUUUGGGUUGUCGGAGGAAGAACUUAGUUGGUUGAUAUUUUGAGGUUCUGAUGAAUUCUUCAUUUAGAGUUGGUGACCAACAAUCGACCCACCACCAAUUUUAGAUCACGAUUCGAGCAUGCCUUAAAAGUAAAGCUUGCAUUCAAGUUUGGAUCUUUGAGUAGGACUUUAGGAUUAAAGGCUGAAUUAUUGUAAGUAUG